AUGAGGAAUCACAGCACCAUCAUGGAGUUUGUCCUUCUUGGACUUUCUGUUAACCCCCAUGUCCAGGUGCUGUUGUUUAUGCUGUUCCUGUUGAUUUACCUCCUGACCAUGGUGGGGAACCUGAUGGUGCUGCUGGUGAUCAGGACCGAGUUCCAACUUCACACCCCCAUGUACUUCUUCUUGAGCAAUCUAUCAUUUGUGGACCUCUGCUUCUCUUCAGUCACUGUGCCCAAGAUGCUAGAGAACCUCCUGUCUGAGAAGAAAACCAUCUCAGUAGCAGGGUGCCUGACUCAGGUCUUCUUUGUGCUUACUACAGCAGGGGCUGAAGCUUUGCUUCUUUCAGUGAUGGCCUAUGACCGCUAUGCUGCCAUCUGCCAUCCUCUGCUGUAUGGCCAGCUAAUGAGCAACCAACUGUGUCUGAGUCUGGUGUGGGCUUCGUGGGGCCUAGGUUUUCUGGAUGCAGUUAUCAAUAUUCUUCCAGCUGUGCGUAUGAACUUCUGUGAUGCCCACGCCAUUCCACACUACACCUGUGAGCUGCCUUCCCUCUUUCCUCUGUCCUGCUCUGAGGUUUCCACCAGUGUAACUGUUCUGGCCUGCUCCACCCUCCUGCAUGGCUUCGGCACAUUUUUCCUGAUCUUCUUUUCCUACGUCCACAUUGUCGCCACCAUCUUGAGCAUAAGGUCCACCACAGACAGAAGCAAGGCCUUCUCCACCUGCUCUUCCCACGUCACUGCAGUGAGUCUUUUCUACGGCUCAGCUUUCCUCCGUUAUCUCAUUCCAAGCUCAGGUUCGCCUCUUGAACUGCUCUUCUCUAUCCAAUAUGGCGUGGUCACUCCCCUGGUGAAUCCCCUCAUUUACAGCCUAAAAACCAAAGAAGUAAAGACAGCUAUGAGAAGAACCUUGGGAAGAUGCUUACAAAGACAUAGAUAA
Messenger RNA from Octodon degus (degu), 930 nucleotides. Its product is annotated as olfactory receptor 8S1-like. Lineage: Eukaryota; Metazoa; Chordata; Mammalia; Rodentia; Octodontidae. Gene Ontology annotation, biological process: G protein-coupled receptor signaling pathway. The transcript has a single exon. Bases 1 to 930 code for a protein of 309 amino acids. Gene Ontology annotation, molecular function: G protein-coupled receptor activity; olfactory receptor activity. Gene Ontology annotation, cellular component: membrane. The record is from RefSeq and is a predicted model, not a curated record.